CCAGUCUCCAGUCUCCUGUCAGACUGGAGACAGGAACUGGUCCGGUCACACUCGCUGUGCUGGUGCUUCUGACUCUGGAGAGAUAAGGAGCUGAGCCGACCCCACUCGCAGUGAAAGUCUUCCCUCUAGACGCCGAGGGUCUGUCCUCAGCGCUUGGAUUCCUACAGCCCCCCGGGGCCGGAUCCCCACAGCUUUCCAGGUCCUAGACCCCGGCAGACGCCGAGCCAUGGCCUCCAUGGGACUACAGGUGAUGGGCAUCGCGCUGGCCGUGCUGGGCUGGCUGGGCGCCAUACUGAGCUGCGCGCUGCCCAUGUGGCGCGUGACGGCCUUCAUCGGCAGCAACAUCGUCACGUCGCAGACCAUCUGGGAGGGCCUGUGGAUGAACUGCGUGGUGCAGAGCACCGGCCAGAUGCAGUGCAAGGUAUACGACUCGCUGCUGGCGCUGCCCCAGGACCUGCAGGCGGCCCGCGCCCUCAUGGUCGUCUGCAUCAUCCUGGCCGUGCUGGGCGUGCUGCUGUCCGUGGUGGGCGGCAAGUGCACCAACUGUGUGGAGGACGAGAGCGCCAAGGCCAAGACCAUGAUCGUGGCGGGCGUGGUGUUCAUUCUGGCCGGCCUGCUGGUAAUGGUGCCGGUGUCCUGGACGGCCAACAACAUCAUCCGGGACUUCUACAACCCGCUGGUGGCCUCCGGCCAGAAGCGGGAGAUGGGUGCCUCUCUGUACGUCGGCUGGGCCGCCUCGGGCCUGCUGCUCCUCGGGGGGGCCCUGCUGUGCUGCAACUGCCCACCGCGCACCGACAAGCCCUACUCGGCCAAGUACUCUGCCGCCCGCUCCGCCCCGGCCAGCAACUACGUGUAAGGUGCCGCCGCUCAGCUCUGUCUCCGGGCUUUGCUUCUCCCUGGACUGAAGGCGCAGCCCGUGCCCCCGGGGAUGUUCCUGCCACGGGCCGCAGGCCGCACAAGCAGGGACUGAGCCAGGCCACCGGCCGGCAGCCCCUUCCGGCCCCCUCGGACACCUACCCAGAGCCUCCUCUCCGCCAGCAAGGAUGGAUGGACAGAAAGAGACUCCUGUGCUGCCCUCCUCUGGCCCUGGGGACACAGGAGAGGGGGCGGAAGUAACAGGGUGCGGCGGCGGAGGGGGGAGCUGGCUCCUGCCGGUCAGGAGAGCACGGCCCUGAAUUUGCUUGGGCUCUGCCUCCGCGGGUGCCCGGCCCACUCCUGUGAGGAUGGCUGGCGCCUUGCUCCCCCACCUGCCCGUGGAGCAGAGUUGACACAGAGUUGACAGACGGGUUUAGAGGGGAGGGGUGAAGGCGCUACAAACUGGUUUGGGUGGUGGGGGAGGAGACCUCGGAGGCUGCCCAGGCUGCCUGCACCCCUCCCUGCCCCCACCCUGCAGCCUCAGGGCUCUGCCUCAGCGGCCUGGGUAGGAAGGAGGACCCCAGCCUCUUGUGACCAGUCACGCCUGGAUUCGCCACCCCUGCCAAGGUCGUUGGGCAUCCUGGGAAGAGCAGGGGGGACGGUCUUUCUCUGGCCUUCGUUCCCAGGAAGUCCUGGACCUUUUUUUCCCUGCCUCCUCUCUGGUUUCUGUUUUGUAACUUAAUAUCUGUUUGUCAUGGUAAUUACUAUAAUUUUCUACAAUAAAUGGGACCUGUGCA
Molecule: messenger RNA, 1652 nt
Organism: Lynx canadensis (Canada lynx)
Lineage: Eukaryota; Metazoa; Chordata; Mammalia; Carnivora; Felidae
Gene: CLDN4
Product: claudin 4
Exons: 1
Coding region: 227-856 (209 amino acids)
Biological process (GO): cell adhesion; bicellular tight junction assembly
Cellular component (GO): plasma membrane; bicellular tight junction
Molecular function (GO): structural molecule activity
Source: RefSeq, a predicted model, not a curated record